GGGAAUUAGGUCAAGGGGGGGAAGAGGGGAUAGGGGAGGAUGUGGGGGACACGCAGGGGGGAAAUUGGGGUGGGGGGAGAGCAGGGUGAUGGGAGAGGGGACAUUGUGGGGAAAUGGGAUGUGGGAACUGGGGGAAGGAGGGAUAUGGGGAGGAGAAAAGGAUAUGGGGUGUGGGAAGGGGCAUGGGGGAGAGGGGGCAUGUGGGGACAUGGGGAGAAGAGGAGGUAGGUGGAGAGGGGGGGGGACGUGGGGCUAGGUGGGGAGGAGAGGGGACAGAGGGGACAUGGAGGGUCAGGGCACGGGGACGCGGGACUGGAAGAGGGGCCUGGGGACAUGCUGCACCCAUUGAGGGAAUAUAGGGGUGCUGUCACACCAGGAAGUGCCCAACGGGAUUAAACUCACCCCAAAGGCAGGCAGGAGAAGGGACCUGUGCCCUACAGCACAGCCCUGCAGCUCUCGUUGGGGUUUUGUACCAGUUUUCAGCCGUGGCGUGAGGGGCUGGGCGGGCAGGGGGUGACAGGGACAGCGUAGUGACCAGGUCCUAAGGCAGGGGGUGACAGCAGCGAGCGGGGCAGCGCUCACACAGCAUCGCUUUCCCUUCCUCUCCUCCUGCUCCUUGGCUCUGAAUUCCCUGCUGGGCCUAAGACCCAGCCAUGGUGUUCUUAUUAAUGCAAACGAGAUGGUAAAUGGGAGCUUUUCCUGCCGUGCCUAGGAGAAGGAAAUGAGCCGACAUGUCUGAGGGCAGCAAGGGGAGCUCGCUGGCCUUCGGCCAGGUGGUGAUCGGGCCGCCGGGCUCCGGGAAGACGACCUACUGCCACGGCAUGCAGGAGUUCAUGGGCAGGAUCGGGCGCAAGGUGGCCGUGGUGAACCUGGACCCCGCCAACGAGGGGAUGCCCUACCCGUGCGCCGUGGACGUCUCCGAGCUCAUCACCCUGCCCGACGUGAUGGAGAGCUUGAAGCUGGGCCCCAACGGGGGGCUGAUCUACUGCAUGGAGUACCUGGAGGCCAACCUCGACUGGCUGCAGGAGAAGCUGGCCGCUUUCAGGGGUCACUACUACUUGUUUGACUGCCCGGGGCAGGUAGAGCUCUACACCCACCACAGCGCCCUGAAGAACGUCUUUGCCCAGAUGGCCAAGUGGAAUUUCAGGCUGGCUGCAGUGCAUUUGGUGGAUUCUCACUACUGCACAGACCCCGGCAAGUUCAUCUCCGUGCUCUGCACGUCGCUCUCCACCAUGCUGCACGUGGAACUGCCCCACGUGAACGUCCUCUCCAAGAUGGACCUGAUCGAGCAGUACGGCAAGCUGGCUUUCAACCUGGAUUAUUACACAGAGGUCCUGGACCUCUCUUACUUGGUUGACCAUUUAGCUUCUGACCCCUUCUUCAGAAAUUACCGCCGCCUCAACGCGAAGCUGGUGGAGGUGAUCGAGGACUACAGCCUGGUGUCCUUCGUUCCGCUCAACGUCCAGGAUAAGGAGAGUAUGCGGCAGGUGAUGCAGGCCGUGGACAAAGCCAACGGCUACUCCUUUGGAGACCAGGAACACAGGAGCCUGGAAGCCCUGAUGUCGGCAGCAGUUGGAGCAGAUUUCCACUUUACUUCCACACUUGCAGUGCAGGAGAAGUAUGUGCAAUCUCGGGACAAGACCGUGGAAGAAGAAGUGAUGGAUAUGUAACACACCCGCCUCUGCCGCAGCUGCUCUCUGCUUUGACAGCUCUCCUUCCCUUGCCGGGAGUCGAAGGGAGGCUCCGUGUCGUCUGACUCAGACCAAGUGAAAGCCUUUCCAUGCAGAAGUCUGGCUUCCGGACUCCCUUGCUGUGGGGAUUUGACCUCUUGUGUUUCAGCCCCACUGCGCAGAGCAGCGUUUUUGUGGAAGGGCUGUGGCUGAGAGCAAGGCAAGCAAGGGAGGUUUAGCCAGGGGAAGGCAUGGUUAGCAAGAGAAGAGAAGCCGGGUGAAGGAGACUGACCUUUGCCAAGUCUUCUCCUCCCCAUCACGACCAAGAUGGAGUCAGAGAAAGAAAAAUCAGUUUGCGUUGUCUCUUUUAUAGUGAGACUUGGCAUAAGUUCUUGGUUUACUGCCUAGGAGGAUUGUACACAGUCCUCAUAGGAAUAUCCAGGCUGAGAAGCCUCCCAUCUGUCUCAAGGAGGACAGAAAGAUGGUUGUUUUUCUUUUUUUUAAAUAAUGAUGGACUCUUUCUUAAUAAAACACUUCUUCGUCUCGC
Molecule: messenger RNA, 2217 nt
Organism: Cygnus olor (mute swan)
Lineage: Eukaryota; Metazoa; Chordata; Aves; Anseriformes; Anatidae
Gene: GPN2
Product: GPN-loop GTPase 2
Exons: 5
Coding region: 732-1670 (312 amino acids)
Cellular component (GO): cytoplasm
Molecular function (GO): GTPase activity
Source: RefSeq, a predicted model, not a curated record